Molecule: messenger RNA, 3095 nt
Organism: Myxocyprinus asiaticus (Chinese sucker)
Lineage: Eukaryota; Metazoa; Chordata; Actinopteri; Cypriniformes; Catostomidae
Product: notch-regulated ankyrin repeat-containing protein B-like
Exons: 2
Coding region: 362-697 (111 amino acids)
Cellular component (GO): cytoplasm
Molecular function (GO): protein binding; enzyme inhibitor activity; phosphatase regulator activity
Source: RefSeq, a predicted model, not a curated record
GACGGAAUAGAGUCGAUCGGCUAUAACGGAGUAUACAGACAGAACACAGUGCGCGGAGCAUUCAACACCCACUCGUGGGAACCACCGAGUGUAUUGAACCAUCGGUAUGGAGUACUGAAGUUGCAGUCUUCUUAUAUAUAUUUAUAUAUAUAUAUAUAUAUUUUUUCUGCGGAACGUUUAAUUAAUAUCGUUCGAACUGGGAAAGAUUGUAAAUAUCGUGGACAUUGGUCACUCGCCAUUACCGAACCACUGAACGUUCACUCAUUAAUUUGGAGUGCUGUAGAGUUCGAAAGAAGCUCUGGCACAUUAUAUUGUAUCAAAAGCAGACGUGACGACCCGCAGUCGUCUACCUGUUGAAAUCAUGAGUCAGGCGGACAUGACUUGCUCUGCGCGUCAAAGGGUGUUUCAGGAAGCGCUCAGGAAGGGCAACACUAAGGAACUUCACUCCCUCUUACAGAACAUGACAAACUGUGAAUUUAACGUGAACUCGUUCGGACCGGAGGGGCAGACGGCGUUGCACCAAUCUGUGAUCGAUGGGAACCUGGAGUUAGUGAAGCUGCUGGUGAAGUUCGGCGCAGACAUCCGACUGACCAACAGGGACGGAUGGAGCGCGCUGCACAUAGCAGCGUUUGGUGGACAUCAAGACAUCGUUCUGUACCUCAUCACACGGGCGAAGUACUCAUCAAGCGCACUCUGAGGCAAUCAAACACUGUGCCAAAGCUUAAUUGUGAUAACGUGUUUAUGGACUUGAUUCAGUAUCAGUAGGCACACAAUUCAAAUCCAAAAAGCAAUUUUAGAUAUUGUUGGGUUGGUACAAUGUCUUAGAUGUGGUUUGCCAACUUUUGAUGCACGAUGAAAAUGAUCAAUGUGUUAUUUAUCGAGAUCGGCUUGUAUUUAUAGGUUCUGGAAAGGACAAACUGAACACUCAAAUCAAAGUACAAAAGCUGACACUUGGUGGUCGUUCAAGAUGACCGACACAUACAGCAUAAUCUUAUACAGACUUAUAUUAUUUACACAUUCUCUCUGCAUGCCCUCUAAAACAGGGACUGAUGUCAGCUACCUCAACUGUAAUGCAUUUAUUGCCAUAAUUUUCAUCAAGGUUAGUGUCAUAUAGUUGGCAGUUCAGGAUCUGUUUGGCUCCCCAUAAAUGGAAAUAUCCAAACAACACUUCCUGGUCCAGACACUACCAAACAGAACUGUGUUUUGGGACUGUCAUGUGUCGUUACUCAUCAGUUCCCAUUUCAACUGAUUUCCGGACACUAAAGAGAAGCUUGUUUUAGAGAAAAUGCGUUGGAUCUGUGAUAAGAGAUGAUUAGUGUUAUUUUCAGCUGACAUCUAAAUGUCAGACUCCUCACAUUUCAAGCCCGAUUUUACAGUUUUGUCAUUCAGAUGUUGAGCAAAUCCAUAGAACAGUGACAUCUCACACAAGUCUAUAGACUGCAAUAUAAUCUAAAGGCGUUUUCUGCUUAGACCCCUUGUCAACUCAGGCAAGAUGUGGUAAUGUUUGAUUAUGUUGUGACUUUUCGAACACUUGUGAUGAAGUGUCAUUCAUAGUCAGUAUGGGAAUAUAUAUCACUUAUACUUGAGAAUGUUUUAACUAUUGCACUGAUGGCUGUUUUAUGACUUGUUGGUGUCAUGCCAACUUUUAAAGAUACUAUUUUUCUAGAUGGAAAAAGAAUUCUUAUUUUAUGGAAACUCCAAGGUGGUUUUCACUAAUUUUUUGCAAAGGCGUUUAAAUGCCUAUAUUGAAUUAUGGAAAAUUUUGUAACACACUCUGCUUGAAUGUUCCUCUGAAAGUAGUUAAACAUAUUCUAUAGACUAUAACACCUAUGUUAAACUUUUGGAAUGAUCAACGGUAUUACAAUGUUAAUAACAAUGUUAUCAAUAACAAUGGUAUAAUUGUUAUUAUAAUACAUUUUUCCUAAGUUUAAACCCAAACCUCAACCCAACCAUAAAGUCUAACCCCUUACCCAGUCCCUGAACCUAACCAUGAUUUUAAUAGGAAAAUAACUUUUGUGUACCACGGAAAAAGAAAAAAUGGGGAUUUGGAACGAGACGAGGGAAGCAUAUUACAGGUUAUUAACAUUCAUCAGUCAUUUGUAUUGCAUAAAUAAAAAAGAACGAGGAGCCACAUUUGCUAAAAAUCCUAUUAACAUUUUUUAUUGGCUUGUUGAUUAUUUUCUAAGAGAGUAAAAGUCGUGCGUUUUUGUACGAAUACGAUUUCUUACAAUUUCGCAAUUUCGUACUAGACUUGUCUUGACAGUGACAGUGUUAACUAGGUAUCAUUUUGACAUGAUGGGGGAACAUACAAGUAGAGUGUCUACUCUUGGAGCACUUCCUAUCUGACGUCCCAUCCUCCUCUUUUUAAGGGGGAUGAUACAUGUUAAAACCAGUGUAACUAGAAGUUGCACAAUGCACAAGUCUUUACUUGAUAAUGCCAUAACAUUUAUGACAUGAAAGUAAAUGUAACUUCUUUGAUUGAGAUAAAAGUCAAAUGAUUGAUUUUGUUUGGACCAACUUUUGAAAUAUUAUUUUCAUCAAAGAAAAGUUUGUGGAAAAGAGGCCUACAAAUUGUACUCUCUUUAUUUUAUUUUUUGUCUUUUGUGAAUUUUUACUUUGUUGUGUGUUUUUUUAUUUUUUUAUAUCUGUUUCGCUCUUUGUUUAUGUGUGAAAUUAUGUAAGUGGUCAUAUUUUAAAGAUAUUACAUUGCUGUAUUUUGUGUUUUUGUACAAAGGCAUUUUAGAUAUUAAAUUCUGUGGUUUUAAGAAACUUGUUGGUGUAAUGCAUAGACUUGCACAUGGCUCUAUCCAUGAAUGAGGAUUCUCUUGGAAUGUUAUUGUUCUUUUAAGUCAGUCUGUGGCUCUUCCUGUGCCUCAGGUAGCUGUUCAAUAGUUCCAAGAAAUAGGCUACAAGCGAUCAAGAUAAAUUAACUGUGAAAGCACCUAGAUAUGCAGCUAGUCUAAACACAUCUUUAUAAAUAAAGGUUAUACAGUGUUUUGCAAGUCAGGGAAAAAACAUGUUUUGCAUUAUUAAGUAGCUUCAAGCAGAUGCUAGCCUUAGCAUGUAUUAGCUUCAUGGUCAGUAGUUUGGCUGCA